Sphaerulina musiva SO2202 is the source of this 1007-nucleotide messenger RNA. Its product is annotated as Aldo/keto reductase. The record is from RefSeq and is a predicted model, not a curated record. NCBI's taxonomy places the organism in Eukaryota, Fungi, Ascomycota, Dothideomycetes, Mycosphaerellales, Mycosphaerellaceae. The transcript is spliced from 2 exons. Bases 99 to 953 code for a protein of 284 amino acids. Gene Ontology annotation, molecular function: oxidoreductase activity.
UACUACCUCACCUGAGAUACCUUACCUUAUUCAUCUCCCUCUCCACUGCACCGCCCGUAUCCACAAGCUUCCUACACCACACGUCCAUCAUCUCCACGAUGGCGUCUGAAUCCUUCUCCCUCGCCUCGCGCAUCGCCCUCAACAAUGGCCGAUCAAUGCCUCGAAUCCACCUAGGGGUCUACCUAAUGAAUGGUAAAGAGGCCUCUGAGGCAGUAAAAUACGCCCUCGAUGCAGGCUACCGCGCAGUCGACUCUGCUCAAAUGUACCACAACGAAAAAGAGGUGGGCUCAGCCAUUCAGAGUUGGCUAAAACAGCAUCCAGAAGUGAAGAGAGAAGACAUCCAUUACACGACCAAGUUGGCGAGUAACAGCGACUAUGAUCGCGCGAGGAAGAGUAUCACGAAAUCUGUAAAAGAGUGCGGAUUGGGGUAUAUCGAUCUCUUUUUGCUGCAUAGUCCCUACGGCGGCAAGAGGGAUCGAUUGGAAAGUUGGAGGGCUGUAGAGGAUGCUAUCGACGCUGGGGAAGUGAGGAUUGGAGGUGUUUCGAAUUAUGGAGAGAAACACAUUAUGGAACUGCUCGCCUACUCCCCACGCAUCCUCCCCUCUGUCAACCAAAUCGAAGUUCACCCGUUCAAUACUCGCACAGCUCUCACCCAAUUUUGUCAGAAACAUGACAUUGUAGUAGAAGCUUAUGCCCCUCUUGCUCGAGCUUUACGCAUGAAACAUCCCGCAAUCGUGGAGUUGGCGAAGAAAUAUGGUUGCACGAGUGGACAACUACUGGUGAGAUGGAGUUUACAACAUGGCUAUGUGCCGUUGCCGAAGAGCGUGAAUCAGAGCCGUAUAGAGGAGAAUGCACAAGUCGGAGGGUUUGAGAUUAGCGGGCAAGAUAUGGAGAGGAUGGAUGGGUUGGAUGAGUAUCUGGUCACGGAUUGGGAUCCGACUGAUACGGACUAGACGAUUCUAGCACAGGAUGCACAGGAUGACGCUGUGAACGGCACUGCUUGGACU